CGGGUAGGCGUCCGGUUACCGGACGGCAAGACACUUUCCUUCCAAACUGUUUCCGGUGUAAACAAAGCUGUGGAGAGCGUGAAAGACAGUUCAUGGUUAUUUAUGUUAUAUGAUACACUGAGCUUGUCUGACUGAAAAUUGCUCAUGAUGCCAGGAUCAGCCCGAGGUGAGCGACAUGGUUGGCCAGAGAAUGUGGGAAUUAUUGCCAUGGAAAUUUAUUUCCCAUCACAGUAUGUGGAUCAGGCAGAACUUGAAAUAUUUGAUGGUGUUUCCACUGGAAAAUAUACCAUAGGACUUGGACAGGAUAAAAUGGGUUUCUGUUCAGAUAAUGAGGAUGUGAAUUCACUGUGUUUGACAGUUGUUCAAAGGUUGAUGGAGAGAAAUGAAAUAUCUUACACUGAUAUAGGUAGACUGGAAGUGGGCACUGAGACAAUAUUAGAUAAAUCAAAGAGCGUUAAGACAGUACUGAUGCAGUUGUUUGAAGGAUGUGGUAAUACUAGUGUAGAAGGAAUAGAUACAACAAAUGCUUGCUAUGGUGGCACUGCAGCUCUCUUUAAUGCUGUCAACUGGGUAGAGUCUAGCUGCUGGGAUGGUCGCUAUGCCCUGGUUGUAGCUGGUGAUAUAGCAGUGUAUGCUACAGGCAAUGCCAGAUGUACUGGUGGGGCAGGGGCCAUAGCUAUGCUUGUAGGACCUCAUGCACCAUUAAUCUUAGAAAGGGGUUGUCGUGCAACACAUAUGCAACAUGUCUAUGACUUCUACAAACCAAACAUGGACUCUGAAUAUCCAGUUGUAGAUGGGAAAUUAUCAAUACAAUGCUAUCUGCAUGCUCUGGAUAAAUGCUAUGAAAUUAUCUCAAGGAAACUACAGUCAGGAGGACACAAAUCUGACUCUAGUUUAUUAGACAGUGCUGAUGCAUUUGUGUUUCAUUCUCCAUUCUGCAAGCUGGUACAGAAGUCUGUAGCUAGAAUUAUGUUAAAUGACUUUCUUCGAGAACCAGACCCAGGAAAGAAACAGGUUUAUUCUGGUUUAGAAGCAUUUAGGGACAUUAGGUUGGAAGACACAUAUUUCAACAAAGAGAUUGAAACUGCCUUUAUAACAGCAAGUAAACCAGCAUUUAUUAAGAAGACUAAACCUUCACUGUUACUUGCCAACCAAGUAGGGAACAUGUAUACUCCAUCAGUAUAUGGGGGACUUGUCUCUUUUUUAAUUAGUCGACCAGUUGAAGAUCUGUCUGGUUGUAGAAUUAUACUGUUUUCGUAUGGGUCUGGUCUGGCUUCUUCCAUGUAUUCAGUGCGGGUCACUGAUGACCUUUCACCCCUUUCACCUCUUCAUCGAUUGGUUAAUAAUCUCAGCGAUGUAGAAUUGAGGCUCGUCAGAAGAAAGAAAGUUACUGCAAAAGAAUUUGAUCAGUUGAUGAAGCUAAGGGAGACUACACAUCAUAAAGCCCCCUAUAAGCCAGUGGGAAAUACAGAACAUAUCUUCCCUGGUACAUGGUAUCUAACAGAUAUAGAUGACAAACAUCGCAGAAAGUAUGAAAGAAAACCAUUACAGUCACCAGUAGACUUAAAUGACCAAUCAACAGAAAAGCUGAUCCCACUGUGCUCCUUGGAUAGAGUUCUACCAAGGAUGGCUGAAACAUACUUGAAAUGUGAAACUCAGAAUGAGCCUUCAGAAAAAUACUGAUCCAGGGAAAGCUUUCGAGACAAUUAUAUGGUAUAUAUGCAAGUAGAAAUAAAUCCUGAAUGAAAAAUGUGAAAUGGAGAUUGAGAAAUAAAGUUGUCUGUCAUGUUGAUAGCUUUUAUCCCUAUGUAAGCAGAUAAUUGUUUUUUUUAGCUCACCUGUCACAUAGUGACAAGGUUAGCUUUUGUGAUCACCCUUCGUCCGUCUUCAGUCCGUUCGUGCGUCAACAAUUUCUUGUCUGCACGAUAGUGCUUUCAUUUAUGAUCUGAUUUUAACCAAACUUGCAUACAACUUGUAUCACCAUAAGAUCUCGGUUCCUUUCUUGAACUGGCCAGAUCCCAUAAUGGGUUCCAGAGUUAUGGCCCCUGAAAGGGCCAAAAUGAUCUAUUUUGACCUUGUCUGCACAAUAGCAGCUUUAUUUAUGAUCUGAUUUUUACCAAACUUGCACAAAACUUGUAUCACCAUAAGAUCUUGGUUCCUUUCUUGAACUGGCCAGAUUCCUUCAUGGGUUCCAGAGUUAUGGCCUCUGAAAGGGCCAGAAUUAGCUAUUUUGACCUUGUCUGCAUAAUAGCAGCUUCAUUUACGAUUUGAAUUUAAUCAAACUUGCACAAAACUUGUGUCACCAUAAGGUCUCGGUUCCUUUCUUGAACUGGCCAGAUCCCAUAAUGGGUCCCAGAGUUAUGGCCCCUGAAUGGGCCAAAAUUAGCUAUUUUGACCUUGUCUGCACAAUCGCAGCUUCAUUUAUGAUUUGAUUCUAACCAAAUUUGCACACAACUUGUAUCACCAAAAGAUCUUGGUUGCUUUCUUGAACUGGCCAGAUUCCAUUAUGGGUUCCAGAGUUAUGGCCCCUGAUAGGGCCAGAAUUAGCUAUUUUGACAUUGUCUGCACAAUAGCAGCUUCAUUUAUGAUUUGAUUCUAACCAAAUUUGCACACAACUUGUAUCACCAAAAGAUCUUGGUUGCUUUCUUGAACUGGCCAGAUUCCAUUAAAGGGUUCCAGAGUUAUGGCCCCUGAUAGGGCCAGAAUUAGCUAUUUUGACCUUGUCUGCACAAUAGCAGCUUUAUUUAUGAUUUGAAUUUAACCAAACUUGCACAAAACUUGUGUCACCAUAAGAUCUUGGUUCCUUUCUCGAACCGGCCAAAUCCAAUAAUGGGUUCAAGAGUUAUGGCCCCUGAAAGGGCCAAAAUUAGCUAUUUUGACCUUUUCUGCACAAUAGCAGCUUCAUGUAUGAUUUGAUUUUUACCGAACUUGCACACAACUUGUAUCACCAUAAGAUCUCGAUUCCUUUUUAUACGCCCGAAGGAACGUAUUAUGUUAACCUCUUGGUGUCCGUCUGUCUGUCUGUUGGUUAGCAAUUUCCCUUCCGCUCUGUAACUCUUGAACCCCUUGAAGGAUUUCAAAAAAACCUGACACAAAUGUUCACUUCAUCGAAAUGAUGUGAAGAGCUCAUGUUUUGGAUGGCUCACUUCAAGGUCAAGGUCACACUUAGGGGUCAAAGGUCAUAUGACUUUGUUGUGUGUAUAUUGCUCUGCAUUUGCAUUGCAUUGCAGUGCUCUAGUUUUUAUUUGGCAGUUCCUUCUUCUGUUCACUUACAAUAAAAUUUUUUUAAUUACUUCCCUUUUAUGUUACUAUAAAUAGCUUAUUUAGUAACUUUUUUAUUAUUGGCUGUAGGGAAAAACAGAGACCACGUUUCUGUGGUACAACAUGACUGGUACCUCCAAUUUUUAGGUGUAUUUUGACAUAUCUGUACCUUGUAAGAAUUCUUUUUUCUUUUUGGUUAAAUUUCUUCCCUUUGUUGUUGAUGUUGAUUAUGAUUUUUUGACCUUCUUGUCCUUAAGUGCAAUGACAACAGGUGAGCGAUAUAGGGCCAUUAUGCCCUCUUGUUGUGAUACUUAUUCUGGUGUAAAAUUGUUUCCAUAAUCAUACAUUGUAAUCAUGGUAAUUUCUUUGGUAAUUUCUUUAGUAAAAAUAAUAAAGACAUUCAAAAGAGAUAAAACCUUUUUGAAAUAUAUCUUGAAUAAAACUGCAUCUUUAAACAAAUAUAUACAUGUGGUUUAAGAGACAUGCCUAGUGAAUUCAAAGUGUUUAAACAGAUCUACAAAUAAUCUUAAUAUCAUUUCAGUUUGUAUUUUUAGCUCACCUGAGCACAAAGUGCUCAUGGUGAGGUAUUGUGAUCACGCUGUGUCCAUCGUCCGUGCAUGCGUCCGUGCGUCAAGUCGUCCGUCGUCAACAAUUAUGUUUAAAGGACAUCUCCUCCAAAACCAGUGAAUGGAUUUUGAUGAAACUUGGUCAUUAUGUUCCUUGGGUGGUCCUCUACCAAAGUUGUUCAAACAGUUCCACUUGGUUGCACAUUGGGGCUGCCAGAGCUAAAAAUAGAAAAAACUUCAAACAACAUCUCCUAAACCGAUAGUCAGAUUUUGAAAUAAUUUCACAUAAAUGGUCCAUAUGUCACCCUCUACUAAGAUUGUUCAAAUUAUUCCGAUUCGUCAAAAAACAUGGCCGCUAGAGGGCGUGGUCACUUUUCCCUGUAUGUAUAUAGUGGAAACUUAAAAAAUCUUCUUGUAUGAAACUGCUUGCCCAGUUUUAGAUUAAUUUUACACAAAUGGUCCUUGUAUGACCCUCUACCAAGAUUGUUCAAAUUAUUUUGAUUUGUCAAAAAACAUGGCCGCCAGAGGGCCUGGUCACUUUUCCCUAUAUAUAUAUAGUGGAAAUUUUAAAAAUCUUCUUGUUUGAAACGGCAAGCCCGAUUUUAAAAUAAUUUUACACAAAUGGUUCUUGUGUGACCCUCUACCAAGAUUGUUUCUGAUUCGUCAAAAAACAUGGCUGCCAGGGGGCGUGGUCACUUUUCUUCUCUGAAUCAGUAAUAGCUAGGGCCUUGAUAUUUGGCAUUUAAUAUCAGGUUUGUAAUGUCUACCAUAAUUGUUCAAAUUAUUGCCCUAUGUUCAAAAGUGUGUGUGACAUGUAUAUGAUAUAGGCUUACAUAGAAGAAACCUAACUCUGUACUUAUACUUGUGAACACACUUGAAGCCUUGUACACAGGUGAGCGCUUUAGGGUCAGUGACCCUCUUGUAUAAGAAAGCUGUUCAAUGCAUUACUGAAAAUUGUUACUGUAUAACAUUUUAACAUAAUAUUGUACAAGUGUUUAUAUACUGCAUAGAAAUUAAUAAAUCUUUCAUUUACAA
This is a messenger RNA of Mercenaria mercenaria, 4862 nucleotides long. RefSeq names its product hydroxymethylglutaryl-CoA synthase 1-like. NCBI's taxonomy places the organism in Eukaryota, Metazoa, Mollusca, Bivalvia, Venerida, Veneridae. Bases 145 to 1683 code for a protein of 512 amino acids. The record is from RefSeq and is a predicted model, not a curated record. Gene Ontology annotation, biological process: acetyl-CoA metabolic process. Gene Ontology annotation, molecular function: hydroxymethylglutaryl-CoA synthase activity. The transcript has 10 exons.